AUGGCAAACAUCACCAGCGCCAGUAGCGAUUUGGAAGCUGUUGGUGGUGGUCUUCCACGGGCAACGGCUGCUUUCACGGCUAUGACCUGGUACAACUCGAUCGAAUUACUCUUUCUCGUAUUUUUCACAUUCAAGAGAUACUCUGGUCUUUACUUUUGGAGUUUGAUUGUCGAUGUACUUAGGGCAUAUAUGAAGCAAAACAAUGUUGCACACGACACCCACGUCGACAACAUACUCAUGACUGUUGGGCUAGUCUUGAUGGUCCCCGGACAGUCCUUGGUCCUGUAUUCUCGUUUGCACCUUAUCUCAUCGAAUCGGAAACUCGUACGCUCGAUUUUGUGGAUGAUUAUCGUGUUGGCUGUUGUUCUCUGUGUCCCUACCAGUAUGCUCAACCUACGCGAGUAUACGGACCAACCGGGCACAUACACUCGGACCUACGCAGCCAUGGCAAAGACACAAAUGACUCUCUCCAGCUUCGAAGAAGUCUUCAUAUCCUGUGUUUAUAUCUGGGAGACCCGCAACGCGAUGCGUGUGAACUUCAACGCACAGGAUCGGAAGUGGAUGUGGCAACUCAUUGCAAUGAACAUUUUUCUGUUGGUAAUGGACACUGCACUGCUCGUAAUGGAGUUUCUGGAACUCUACAUGAUCUUGAACACCUUCAAAUCACUGGUGCAUAGCUUUAAGCUCAAGAUCGAAUUUGCGGUUCUCACCCAAAUGGUCCGCGUAAGCCAAACCAGACGACAGUCUGGUAGCUCGGCGACAAAGGCUUCGGAGAAUCUCGAAAGUACAAGUAAAUGGAGCAAUUUUAUGUUAGAGCAAGUUGAGGACGGGGAAGAGGAACAAGAACAGGGGGAAGAGGAGGAGAAAGAGAAGGACGAAGGAGGUGACAACAAGAAGAAGGGCAAAAAAGAAAACAAGAAACAAGAGGAAGAUGAUGAGGGGGAGUAA
Molecule: messenger RNA, 948 nt
Organism: Pyrenophora tritici-repentis Pt-1C-BFP
Lineage: Eukaryota; Fungi; Ascomycota; Dothideomycetes; Pleosporales; Pleosporaceae
Source: RefSeq, a predicted model, not a curated record